Messenger RNA from Marmota flaviventris (yellow-bellied marmot), 1649 nucleotides. NCBI's taxonomy places the organism in Eukaryota, Metazoa, Chordata, Mammalia, Rodentia, Sciuridae. The record is from RefSeq and is a predicted model, not a curated record.
AUGACUUGGGUGAAAGAGCACAGGUCUGGGGGAGGUUCCCUCUGGUUCCAGCCCCUCCGUGGAACUGGGACGUCCUUUGCUCUGAGUCAGUGUCCAGAGGCUGGCUGUGCCCGGCCCCGGGGCUGGUCCUACUUCCACCGCCUUAAGCUCUGGCCGGGGCGUGCUCUGUCCCCCGGAAGGAGCGACUUCCCUCCUGGGGGCUCCAGUCCUCCGGGCGGGCGACGCACCGGGGCUCGGGGACCCGCCUGCCCCGGUCCCUUCCAGGCGCGGCGGGCCGCGGGCGAACAGCCUGCCCUGCUCACCUCGCCACUCCGCUCCAUCCACCUCCUGCGCCUGGCGCGGCCCGCUGUAACAGUCCCCACCCUCAGCAGCUUCUGGCAGUUCCAGAGGAUGGUCAGCCACAUCACGGGAAGGAGAGCCUUCCUCUCCUACUAUGGAUAGGACUGCUACUGUGGGCUCAGAGAAAAAGGGAUCCCUGUGGACGACCCAGACAGAUGCUGUGUGACACAUGACUGCUGCUACGAGAGGCUGAAGGAGUCUGGCUGCCAGCCUGUGUUGAACAGCUACCAGUCCCACAUCAUCAACAAGACGGUGGUCUGUGGAUGUUCCCUGGGUCCUGGUGACAGUUGCCUCUGCGGGCUGAAGGCCUGAGAGUGGUGACCAGCAACCUGCUACUGCUUCAGAAAGAGCCCGCCCACCUACGAGAACUUCAAGCCCUUCUCCAGCUGGCCCCAGCACGGCAGGCACCGGCUCCAGGGCUAGGAAGGCCACCAGCCCCUUGUCACUCGGCAUCUGCUCUCCUGCCGUCCUUUAGGAAGCCAUCUCUGAUUAUCCCCGACAAGCCACCCUUUGGCACUGCCACCUCGGUGCACCUUCUCCUCCAGCCCCUGAGGACUGGAGGUUAGAAGUGAGGCGAAUUCCCUGACCUGAGGGUAGAGAGGGACCACCAAGGUCUCCUGAAUAAGUGACCUAUCCAGACAGUAGUCAGUGCUGGAAGGAUAAAGCAAGGGGUGGAGCAGACAGGAGCUCCCAGCCCCCUCCCACAGGGAUCCAGAAGCAGGGAGCCCUACACUCUCCCCCUGCCCAACCCCAAAUUGAGAUGCCAUGCAGACCUGGGAACCUGCCUACAACAGAUCUACCUGGGAACCCUGGGGACAAAGCAGAAAUAUUGGGAAAUGGGAUUCUGGGAGCCACACCUGGGGUCUGGCUCUCAUUUGCUCCAGGGCUGCCCCCUGGACACCCACAGGUAGGAGCAGCUUGAUGCUGAUUUUGUGUCUUGGGUCACCAGGACAUGUCAGCACCCCCUGCUGCCACGUGGAUUCAUAGCCAGGAAGAUGCCAAGAAACGGGAAAGAGGGCAUUAGAGGAAUCCCAGAUUUCCAUCCACGUUUAGAAGGCUCUGGUCACUCCAGACUUAAAUUCUAAUAAACGUCCAAAUGAUCUCAUCGGGGCGGAUUCUGAUGUUUAAGGCCCCAGGUGGAACCGUAGGUGGCAAAACCACCGUGAUUGUCCUUGCCUCGGGAUAUCCUCAUCUCUCACCUGCAGAGCUCAGCUCAAGAGCAUAUGUUCCUAGCAAGAGGCCAGUCUCCCUUCCCGCCCUUACAUCUGAACCACGUGUGAUUUACUCAGAACGCAGAAGUCGUGGAAGUG